AUGCGUCUCCGUUACUCCCUUUUUGUGAUCUUAUUCUCUCUGAUUGCAUUCCAAGGAUUUGCCAAGAAGUCCGGAGACGUGUCGGAGCUUCAGAUCGGAGUCAAGUAUAAGCCAAAAACGUGUGAAACUAAAGCUCACAAAGGUGACAAGAUCAAGGUGCACUACAGGGGGAAACUCACCGAUGGAACUGUAUUCGAUUCGAGCUUUGAAAGAGGAGAUCCGUUCGAGUUUGUAUUAGGAAGUGGUCAGGUUAUCAAAGGUUGGGAUCAAGGAUUGCUAGGUGCGUGUGUAGGUGAGAAGCGGAAGUUAAAGAUACCUGCUAAACUUGGCUAUGGAGAACAAGGCUCUCCCCCUACUAUUCCCGGUGGUGCAACGCUGAUCUUUGACACAGAGCUUGUUGCUGUAAAUGAAAAACCAUCUGGUGGAGAAGAAGACGGAGAAGAUGCAGGAGAAGAUGGAGAUGAUGAGCUCUGA
This is a messenger RNA of Microthlaspi erraticum, 474 nucleotides long. The record is from the annotation of a GenBank genome assembly. Lineage: Eukaryota; Viridiplantae; Streptophyta; Magnoliopsida; Brassicales; Brassicaceae.